GAUGUAGUACGAGGGGAAAGCUACUUGAGACUGAGACCAGACAGAGUUGCUAUGCAAGAUGCUACAGCGCAGAUGGCCAUGCUGCAGUUCAUCAGUAGUGGACUGAAGAAAGUAGCCGUGCCUUCCACUAUUCACUGUGAUCAUCUGAUUGAGGCCCAGCUGGGGGGAGACAAAGAUCUGACUAGAGCUAAGGAUGUGAAUAAAGAGGUGUACAACUUCCUAGCUACAGCAGGCUCCAAAUAUGGAGUAGGAUUUUGGAAACCAGGCAGUGGAAUCAUACACCAGAUCAUCCUGGAAAAUUAUGCCUACCCAGGACUUCUAAUCAUCGGAACUGAUAGUCACACACCAAAUGGGGGUGGAUUGGGUGGUCUGUGUAUAGGCGUGGGUGGAGCCGACGCAGUCGACGUGAUGGCGGAUAUUCCGUGGGAACUGAAAUGCCCGAAGGUGAUAGGAGUGAAGCUGACCGGUACUAUCAGUGGCUGGACGUCACCCAAGGACAUCAUCCUCAAGGUCGCCGGCAUUCUCACCGUGAAGGGAGGAACCGGAGCCAUCGUGGAAUACUUCGGACCCGGCGUAGACUCGAUCUCCUGCACAGGCAUGGGUACGAUCUGCAACAUGGGAGCGGAGAUCGGAGCGACGACGUCCGUGUUUCCGUUCAACCACCGCAUGCACAGCUACCUGGCGGCGACCGGUCGCUCGGAUGUCGCGCAGGCCGCCGACGACAACAAGGACCUUCUGCAAUCCGACGACGGAGCGCAGUACGACCAGGUCAUCGAGAUCGACCUGAGCACGCUGGAGCCCCAUGUCAAUGGUCCGUUCACGCCCGACCUUGCUCACCCCAUCUCCAGCCUCGGCGCAACAGCAGUCAAGCAAGGCUGGCCGACUGAGAUUAAAGUUGGUUUGAUCGGCAGCUGCACGAACAGUAGCUACGAGGACAUGACGCGCGCGGCGGCCAUCGCCAAGCAGGCGAUGAGUCACGGCAUCAAGGCGAAGAGCUUGUUCACGAUCACGCCCGGCUCGGAGCAGAUCCGAGCGACCAUCGAGAGAGACGGCAUCGCUAAGACCUUGGGUGACUUUGGAGGCAUGGUGCUGGCUAAUGCUUGUGGUCCCUGCAUCGGACAGUGGGAUAGGCAGGAUGUCAAGAAAGGGGAGAAGAACACUAUUGUGACAUCCUACAAUCGUAACUUCGUGGGUCGUAACGACGCUAACCCGGCAACGCACGCGUUCGUCACGUCGCCGGAGCUCGUCACGGCCCUCGUCAUCGCCGGCGACCUUUGCUUCAACCCUGAGAAGGACGAGCUGACCGGCAGCGACGGACAGAGAGAAGCACGUCCUCUCAGAAGCGGAUUCGAUCCAGGUCAGGAUACGUACCAGGCACCACCAGGGGACGGCAGCAGUCUGUCAGUCGACGUUGAUCCAAAAAGCCAAAGACUUCAGUUGUUAGCUCCAUUUAAAAAGUUUGACGGAAAGGACCUUACUGACAUGCCGAUACUCAUAAAGGCGAAAGGUAAAUGCACUACGGAUCACAUCAGUGCAGCUGGGCCUUGGCUGAAGUACAGAGGUCAUCUGGACAACAUCUCCAACAACUGCCUUAUUGGUGCUAUCAAUAUUGAGAAUGAAGAAGCAAACAAGGUGAAGAACCAGCUGACAGGACAGUGGGGAGCUGUGCCUGAGACCGCGAGACAUUAUAAGGCGGAGAACGUGAUGUGGUGUGUGAUCGGUGAUGAGAACUACGGUGAGGGAAGCAGCAGGGAGCAUGCCGCACUCGAGCCUCGCCACCUCGGGGGCCGUGCCAUCAUCGUGAAAAGCUUCGCCCGAAUUCACGAGACAAAUUUGAAGAAGCAAGGCAUGCUUCCACUGACCUUUAACAAUGCAGCAGACUAUGACAAGGCGCAGCCCUCUGACAGGGUCUCUCUGCUCGGCCUGAAUGAUCUUACUACCGGAAAGCCUCUCACGGCCGUGUUGAAGCAUGCUGAUGGCAGCGAAGAUAGCAUUCAGCUCAACCACUCCUUCAACGACCACCAGAUUGGUUGGUUCCGUGCUGGCAGUGCCCUCAAUCGCAUGGCCGAGGUCAAGAAAUAAGCAAGCAUCCAUUCAUCGACAGCAGGAUUGUUCUCCUCUCGUUAUGAACUUGUCUAAAGACGGAUUAGUUUUGCCUCGGUUUGUUAGUUGCCUUGUGUUUAGUGUUGGGGCAAGUUUGACCAACAAAUAGUUGUGAGGGGGGUCGUGCCUUUUCCUGUGGUGGCGAGUCGCGUUGUAUUUCGGGUAACUGCACUCUGGGGUUUUCACUCAGCGAAGUGUUGGCGGGAUUCUUUGAAAUUUGCUGUCUGUAUUCAUAAUCAGAAGUUCAUCUUACGGUAACUGGGUAUCAUUAGCAAGUGGCAAACAUGAAACCUAUGCUUCUGCCUUACUGCACAUUUCCUGCACUUGCACAUAUCAAACUGUAUUAGUUUCAGUAGGCGAUAAAGAUAGCGUAUGGAUAACAUAAUAAUUUAAGAGGAAAACUAGGUUUCUGUAAUGCUCUGGUAAUGCAGUACGGGAUCGAUCAUAAAUGAAUGUUAGUUUUCUGUAGAUAAGCAGCAUAGUUGAAUAUAAUUUCAGAAGGUGCUGUGUCCUCACAUUCAGUUGUCUAACUUGUACUGUAAAAUUUUACAAGUAAAUUUUUUGCAUGAUGUACAGUAGAUAUAUAUUCAUGCAGCUUGUAUGUGUAUGGUUUAAACGACCACUUGUUUUCUGUUGAUAUUAAACUAUAUAGAUAUAC
Priapulus caudatus is the source of this 2761-nucleotide messenger RNA. Its product is annotated as aconitate hydratase, mitochondrial-like. Lineage: Eukaryota; Metazoa; Priapulida; Priapulimorpha; Priapulimorphida; Priapulidae. The record is from RefSeq and is a predicted model, not a curated record. Gene Ontology annotation, molecular function: 4 iron, 4 sulfur cluster binding; aconitate hydratase activity. Gene Ontology annotation, cellular component: cytosol; mitochondrion. Gene Ontology annotation, biological process: tricarboxylic acid cycle.